Molecule: messenger RNA, 1277 nt
Organism: Apis dorsata (giant honeybee)
Lineage: Eukaryota; Metazoa; Arthropoda; Insecta; Hymenoptera; Apidae
Product: cancer-related nucleoside-triphosphatase homolog
Exons: 4
Molecular function (GO): ribonucleoside triphosphate phosphatase activity
Source: RefSeq, a predicted model, not a curated record
AUGUGCAAAUGUCACUUAUAGUUACUACUUAAACUUAGAAAAACAAGAAGCAUGGAUACCGGCGCCGCGUUGCGUGUCUCACGCGUACUUCUGACUGGACCACCUGGUAUAGGAAAAACUACAAUAUGUAAAAAAUUAAUUUCAAUGAUAGAAGAAGAAAAUUAUAAAUUUAAUGGAUUUUAUACUGAAGAAGUUAAAGGUCAAGAUGGUAAUAGGAUUGGAUUUGAUAUUGUGCUAGUAAAAAAUCGUGAGGAAAGAACAAUAUUGGCACGAAUUGAAAAAGUCAUAACUCACUCACAAUAUUCUAAAUAUAAAGUGGGAAACUAUCAUGUGUUUCGUAAUAAUUUUGAAGUGGCAGUAUUACCUAUCUUUAAUUCUAAUGCAGUAAAUGAAAUUGGAAAAAUGGAAUUAUUUAGUCAAAAAUUUCAAGAUGAAAUAGUAAAAUUAUUUUUUGGAACUUCAAAUAAAUCAUUUGUAAUUGCAACCAUACCUCAAGUACAUAAAGUACCACCAAGAUAUUUAUCAUUAUUUCAAAAAUUUCAUAAAGAUGAAAGAUGUAAAAUUAUUACUGUGAAUCGUCAAAAUCGAAAUAACUUACCGGAAGAAAUUUUUCCUCUUAUUUUUUAAGGCAUAAUUUCUCUUUUUUAAGAAAAACAAUAUGAAAUUUAAAUACAUUAUAAACAUCGUUUAUUAUUAACAAAAAAACAAAAUGUUAGAUUAAAGAGAUCCUUCCAAUCACGUUAAAUUUAUGAAAAAGUAGUCAUCACAAAUAACGUGACAAAUAGUGACUGGCUGGAAAAUUGUACUACAUAGUCAUGCUAGAUCGCAUAUGUAUUAGAUAUUUUUGUAAUAAUUAUUAUUUUAUAAAAACCACCAUUAUUCCUUAAAGAAUAAAUUAAAAGAAUAACAGGUGUGUUCAUUACAUGUUCAGCACCUUCUGCAAAUAUUAGAAUAUAAGUUAAUCUGUUGAGAUCAUUGAGAUCAUUUAUUCAGUUUGUGCGUGAACAUUAAUAUCUUUAGUGAAUAAGGUGGUUUAAUUGAGGGUACAAAAUAGAAACGUUCUCUUUGCGUCAUUUCAUUAAAAUGAAACAUAAAUUGCUAAUGAGGCAUUGUUCUUAUCAUAGACAAGAAAAUUUGAUACAUCUGUUCGCCAGUUGUCAAAACAAGCAAACUUCUUUCAUUUUUGUACCCAUCAAUAUUAUACCUUCAUUGUAUUUAUUAUGAUACAGAAGAUAUUCUUGUUCCUAAAAAGAAUACAGUAUUUUAUUGUUGGAGAA